Messenger RNA from Drosophila eugracilis, 720 nucleotides. RefSeq lists its product as uncharacterized. Lineage: Eukaryota; Metazoa; Arthropoda; Insecta; Diptera; Drosophilidae. The coding region runs from base 1 to 720 and encodes 239 amino acids. The record is from RefSeq and is a predicted model, not a curated record. The transcript has 2 exons.
AUGCCAGACGUGCUGGAUGUCCUUCUGCUCGGCAUGGACUUCCUGUGCUACGGCGGAGCCACACUGCAGUGGGGGCACCCAGAAGCCGCCUUACAGGCGCUCAUUCCAGCCGCCUCACAGGCGCAUAUACCAAACGCGCAUAGGCGCACACAUCAGCCGCCUCAAAGGCGCACCCAGAAGCCGCCUCACGGGCGCACACCAGCCGCCUCACAGGCACAUAUACCAGCCGCCUCACAGACGUACCCAGAAGCCGCCUCACAGGCGCUCCCAGCAACGCCCUCACAGGCGCACACACCAGCCGCCACACAGGCGAAUCCAGAAGCCGCCUCACGGGCGCAUACACCAUCCGCGGCACAGGCGCACACAUCAGCCGCCUCACAGACGCAUACACCAGCCGCUUCACAGGCGCAUCCACCAGCCGCCUUACAGGCGCCCCAAGAAGCCGCCUUACGGGCGCACACACCAGCCGCCUCACAGGCGCAUACACCAUCCGCCUCACAGACGCAUACACCAGCCGCCUCACAGGCGCAUCCACCAGCCGCCUUACAGGCGCACCCAGAAGCCGCCUCACAGGCGCACCCAGAAGCCGCCUCACAGGCGCACACUCCAGCCGUCUCACAGGCGCAUAUACCAGCCGCCGCACAGGCACACACACCAGCCGCUUCACAGGCGCAUACCGAGCAGCGGCCUCACAGGCGCACACACCAGCCGCCGCACUAG